Rhopalosiphum padi (bird cherry-oat aphid) is the source of this 2182-nucleotide messenger RNA. Its product is annotated as charged multivesicular body protein 7. Lineage: Eukaryota; Metazoa; Arthropoda; Insecta; Hemiptera; Aphididae. The record is from RefSeq and is a predicted model, not a curated record. The coding region runs from base 588 to 1979 and encodes 463 amino acids. Gene Ontology annotation, cellular component: ESCRT III complex; multivesicular body; cytoplasmic side of plasma membrane. The transcript has 10 exons. Gene Ontology annotation, biological process: vesicle budding from membrane; late endosome to vacuole transport via multivesicular body sorting pathway.
CCAUUAUAUUUUUCUGUACCAUUUUUCCAUUUUUUAAAUGACUAUGUGACAAGACAGAUAGAUCAGAAAUGUAAGUAUCGUAUAAAACUAUUAGUUACCAUAAUACCGUGAAUAGUAUAAAAUAAAUGGUAUAUUGUCAUGAACCAUGGUAUAAAUAAAUUAAAAUUAGUCUAAAUAAUUUGUAAAUGUCAUUGUGCCUGCAGUAGUGCAGUAAAUAGUCAUACAAGUCAGAAGUCUUCAUAAUUAAUUUUGUUUGUAUCAAAACAAACUUAGUUAAAUCGUUGGAGAAGUUUAUGUCAAAAACUAAUAACUAUUCAUUGAACUCCAUAAAUCAUAGGUAUUUUCGAACUGCUGUAAGAAACUAAAAACAACAUAACGAGGAGCCGUGUAUUCAAUUUACUAGUUUUUUUGACUGAAAUAGUUUCAUAAAAUCCAAAAAAAUUUGAAAAUAAUACCAUGUCUAAAAAAUCGUGUAAGAAUCUGCUACAGCCAUGAACAUGUUGAAUAUAAGUAAUUUCCUUAUCAAUGACUGAAUUAUUAUCUAUGGAUAACAAGAAAACACCACUGAUGUUAAGUGCAUAUCCGUGAUGCAAACUAUAAUAACUGACCAUUACUCCAGUCCUGUGCAACAAAUUGUUCAUGGAUGUGUUGUUGGAUGUGUUAUUAGUAACUUCUUAAAAAUAAUAAAAAAUAUGUCUAAUCAAAAAUGGUCUGAAGGUCUAUCCGAUGAACGGAUUACAGUAUUAAUGGCGCCAUUCAAAAAUCGGUCAGUAAACGAAGUGAAUUAUGACAACAAAAUAAAAUUCUGGAAAAAUACAAUUGUAUCAGACUGCGACCGUAGGCACCGUUGUUCAUUUUCUGUAAAUGAAUUGAAAACAUGGUUCUUGUUUAAAGGACGAUCACCCUUAUGUUUACUGACGGUUGUUGAGGAUAUGUUUAGAGAAGGUAUUAUAAAAUCCCGAUCAAGCUUUGAACAAAUGACAUCUCAAAGUAACAGUAAUUGGUCAUCUUGGGCAGUAAACACUUUAGUAAAAAAUCCAUUGUCAUGGUCUGUUGGUAGAAUUAAAGAAUCAAUUUUGCCUCCUACUCCUGCUAUUGAUGAAAAAUCUGAAUAUGUUAUCUUACAUUUGAUUGAGAAUCAAGCUAAUGAGCUAUUUAACACUAUUUCUGUGAAUGAACAAUCACAAAUUCUUUUCAUGGAUGAUUUACAAAAAAAACUUCAUGAAAUGUGGAAUGUUGACGUGUCAAUGACUUCUACUGAACUUAUAGUACACUCUUUGGAAAUUCGGAAUAAAGUUUUUGUAGAACGUGGUGAACAUCUAGUGACCAACAAGACAUUAGUUAAAAUCUCAAGUUGUGACAAAGAUGUUGAACCCAUUAGUGAAUUAGAAAAGAAUUUUUUUAAAUUAAAAGAAACUGAGAAAAUAUUAAUUGGUGAAAUUAGCAAUAUGGAUUUUGAAAAAGAAUCCUUGACCAAAGAAGCUAAAAGUUAUAUAGCCAAAAAUAUGAAGCCUAUUGCACUAACAUACCUUCGGAAAAAGAAAGAAGUUGAAAAAAGAAUAGAAAAGCAACUGAAAUCACUUGACAAUGUACAAGCCUUAAUUUCAAGAAUAGAAGAAUCUAAAUACAAUGCCGAAGUAUUACAAUCAUAUGCUCAUGGACUUGCAGCUUUAAAACUUUCAUCCAAAGAUACUGGUCUUACAAUUGAUAAUGUUGAUGAAACCAUGGCAGAAUUAGCUGAAGUCAUAGACGAACACAAAGAUAUGCAAUCAGCAAUGGGUAGUUUAGUCGAUGUUAAACAAAAGUAUAACGAACAAGAAUUAGAAGAUGAACUGGCUGACCUUUUGAGUAAAGAUGAACCAAUAGCAUCAAACACAGAAAAACAUCAUAUUCCAGACCUACCAAAUGUACCAGACAACAGUUUGGAAGGUGAAGAAUUGGACCUUGACCGUAGACUCCAGUUGUUGAGAGAACAUUAAGUAAAUUAAUCAAGAAAAUAAUGAUUUUAAAUAAAUACAAUAUUAUCAUGUAUAUCAUAAUUUUAUAUAUUUACUUACAUUAUAAAUAAUUAUAGCCAAACUGCUAAUAAUGUACAAAUGUUAUUGUGGUAAUUUGCUAUUUUUUUUUACAAGAAAAAAAACAUUGGUGAUAAAAUAUACUUACAUUUUUAAAUAAUUAAAAA